Molecule: messenger RNA, 1674 nt
Organism: Botrytis fragariae
Lineage: Eukaryota; Fungi; Ascomycota; Leotiomycetes; Helotiales; Sclerotiniaceae
Product: putative carboxylesterase family protein
Exons: 4
Coding region: 1-1674 (557 amino acids)
Source: RefSeq, a predicted model, not a curated record
AUGAUUGCAAUCAAGGCCGUUGUGAUUGCUGCUUGUGCAGUUCAAACUGCCUACGCUUUGCCCACUAACGCUUCCCUACCAGUCGUUGAUCUUGACUAUGCACUUCACCGGGCUACAAUAAAUGAGACAGGACAGUACUACAACUUCUCAAAUAUUCGAUAUGCAGCCCCGCCUAUAGGAAAUCUUCGAUUUGCUGCUCCGAUCGAACCGACUGAAGUAAACCGAACCAUCAACGAUGGUCAGCAGGGUGCUAUCUGUGCGCAGGGAACACCUUAUUGGGAAGAAGUUGCUUUGUACUAUUUUCAAGGUGCUAAUACAGCUACCUUGGAAUUCGUCGAGGCAGAAGUAGAAGCAGUCGAGAAGAAUCUCACCAUCUCGGGACUCUCCGCGCCAGCACCAUUGACUUCAGAGGACUGCUUGUUCCUCGAUGUCAUUGUCCCAAAGUCCAUAUACGAUUCUUGUGGUGAAAGUAGCGCCCCCGUUGUUGUUUGGAUAUAUGGAGGUGGUUAUGUCGCCGGAUCAAAAUUUGGUUCAGGGAAUCCGGCUACGUUGAUUUCAAGGAGUCAAGAGAAUGGGGAUGAAGGUGUAAUUUAUGUUGCUCUAAACUACAGACUUGGUCUCUUUGGAUGGCUUUCUGGUCCCACAUUUGAGGAAAGUGGAGCAGCAAAUGCUGCUCUUCUUGAUCAGAGAUUGGCUUUGGAAUGGAUACAAAAGUAUAUUUACCUCUUUGGUGGAGAUGCGGAUCGAGUAACAGUUAUCGGCGAAUCGGCCGGAGCUGGGUCGAUCAUGCAUCAGAUUACAGCAUAUGGUGGCCAUUCUACAAAGUCCUGGCUAUCCCCCGUUUAUUCAGAUGCCCAACAAGAGGCGACUUUCCAAAACGUCAUCACUCAAGCACAAGAACUUAUUGGACCUAACAUCACCUCCGUAUCGGAUUUGAGAAAUCUCGACUUCGCCACGCUGGCCGGGCUUAAUACUAUUAUUACUGCGCGAUCGGCUCCUUAUGGUACUUUUACUUUCGGACCGGCAGUUGACGGUACCUUUGUACCUGAGUUACCGGCCAAAUUACUUCUUGAGGGCAAAUUCGAUACGAACGUCAAGAUCAUGACAGGGCACAAUUCCAAUGAAGGUGCAUUCUUCACAUCUCCCUUCUUCUCUACAGACGCCGAUAUUGCUACCGAUCUUACAACAACGCUGCCCACCAUAUCCAAUUCCACGCUUGCCUACGUGACUGGAACCCUUUACCCACCAGUCUACAAUGGUUCUUAUCCAUACACGAGUAUUUGGGAACGAGCAUCCCUCAUCACAGCCGAAAUCGUUUUCACGUGCAAUACUCGCUACCUGAACACCGCGUUCCUUAACGAAACACACUCCUACUACUUUACCGUUCCACCCGGACUUCACGGCGAAGAUAUUGCAUACACGUUCUUCAAUGGUGACACUACUACAUCAAACGAUGGAUUGCCAGUAAAUGCUACCAUAGCAGCUGAUUUACAAAGAUACAUCAUGAACUUCGCUAUGACAGGUAAUCCCAAUGGGGUUGGAGUGCCAUUUUUCCCAGAAUACCAAAGCAAUGCCACGACUCUCGUUCUUGGAACUACUGGCUUGGGAAGUGUGCAAACUGAUACCACUGCAAACAACAGAUGUGCAUGGUGGCAACAAGCGUUGUACGAAUAG